AAACCAUAAUUUCAAGACGUUUGAUGUGGACCGCGACACAACAUAGGGCAUGGAAGAUGGGCAAGAGCUAAAACGUCGAGCAACUCAUGGCGGCUGGGGUCAUUGUGGAGCUUCAGAGAAACUCCCCUAACUGGGCAAAGCUAGUGGAAGACAUAGUGAGGUUGGAGAAAAAGAUCUUCCCUAAACACGAAUCCCUAUCUAGUUUCUUCGAGGAAGAACUGAGAAAGAAGAAUUCUGGAUUGCUUUACUGCGAGAUUGAUGGCGAACUUAUAGGGUAUGUCAUGCACUCGCGACCCUCUUCCUUGUGCACUUCAAUCACAAAACUCGCAGUGAAGGAGAAUUAUAGAAGGCAAGGCCAUGGGGAAGCACUGUUGAAAGCAGCAAUUGGUAUAUGCAAAAGUAGAAAAGCCCUCUGUGUAUCUCUCCAUGUUGAUCCCUCAAGGAUUCCUGCCUUGAAUCUCUACAAAAAACUAGGUUUUCAGGUUGAUAACCUGAUAAAAAAUUAUUACUCUUCAGAUAGAAAUGCCUAUAAAAUGUUCUUGAAUUUUGAUGCUGAAUAGCACUGGAGAAUUUGAAGCCUAGUCCAAAAUUUUGCUGUAAUACAAUCUUUGGAUGAAUUUUUUCUGUCUUUAAAGAUUAUCUAACAAGAUGUAAGCGUAUAAAUGGAAAGCUACUGUGAAGCAAUUGAUAAAUUACAAACUAUUGUGUUCUCUAUUA
Molecule: messenger RNA, 717 nt
Organism: Malania oleifera
Lineage: Eukaryota; Viridiplantae; Streptophyta; Magnoliopsida; Santalales; Ximeniaceae
Exons: 2
Coding region: 87-560 (157 amino acids)
Molecular function (GO): acyltransferase activity, transferring groups other than amino-acyl groups
Source: RefSeq, a predicted model, not a curated record